Messenger RNA from Pyricularia grisea, 1495 nucleotides. RefSeq lists its product as uncharacterized. Bases 91 to 1080 code for a protein of 329 amino acids. Gene Ontology annotation, molecular function: rRNA binding. Gene Ontology annotation, cellular component: nucleolus. The record is from RefSeq and is a predicted model, not a curated record. Lineage: Eukaryota; Fungi; Ascomycota; Sordariomycetes; Magnaporthales; Pyriculariaceae. The transcript has 4 exons. Gene Ontology annotation, biological process: ribosomal large subunit assembly; maturation of LSU-rRNA from tricistronic rRNA transcript (SSU-rRNA, 5.8S rRNA, LSU-rRNA).
AUCCGCAAGGUUAGGUAGAUAGCAAGCCUCUAGCAUCAACAACAUAUGCUUGAUUUGCCGUGACAGGACUUGAGUCGCGAUCCAAACAAGAUGCUCAGACAAAUCCGUGCUAGCAAACCGCGCAAUGCCCGAUCCAAGCGCAUCUUGGAAAAGAAGGCGCCAAAAGCCAUUGAGAACCCCAAAUCGGCCCUGUUCCUCCGGGGCACGAGCUGCAGCCAAGUUGUCCAAGAUGCCAUUACCGACAUCUUCUCCAUGCGGCAAACACUUGCGAAGAAAUUCACCAAGAAGAACCCAAUACACCCGUUCGAGGACCCAAGCUCGCUCGAGUUCUUCUCUGAAAAGUGCGACACCAGUCUCGUCGUCUUCGGCUCGAGCAGUAAAAAGCGACCGCACACCCUCACCUUAGUGCGUAUGUUCAACCAUAAGGUGCUUGACAUGCUAGAACUUCACCUUGAUGCCGACUCGUACCGGCGCACGGCGCAGUUCAAGACAUCCAAGUUCACCAUUGGCCUGCGGCCUCUGAUGGUGUUUGCGGGAGCUCAAUUUGAGAGCACGGUCCAAAACGAGUAUACUGCUGCCAAGAGCCUCCUUCUUGACCUGUUCCGUGGCGACAGCAGCUCAGAUAAGAUAGACGUCGAGGGCCUGCGGUACGUCAUCGUGGUCACCGCCGAGGACAGCCCUGCGACUGCUGGGUCUGGAGAUGGAUCUAAGCCAGCACUCCAUCUGCGAGUUUACAUGAUCAAGACAAAGAGGAGCGGCGAGAAGCUUCCAAGGGUGGAAUUGGAGGAGAUAGGUCCACGCAUGGACUUUCGCCUGGGUAGGCUGCGCGAAGCCGAUGAGAGCAUGCUUAAAGAGGCCAUGAAGAGACCAAAAACAAGUGAAGAAAGGACAAAGAAGAACAUAUCGACCGAUUCUAUGGGAGACAAGAUGGGCCGUAUCCACCUCGGAAAGCAGGACCUUGGUGACCUGCAAACGAGGAAGAUGAAGGGUCUCAAGCGGGACCGCAAGGAUGCCAACCAUGAGGCGUCACCGUCCCAGCCGGCUGGUGAUCAUAAGAACAAGAAACCUAAAACAGCAUAGUGUAUUUCCAAUAACCUCUACUUCACCUUUGAUCAAGAGGAACGUAUUUACCCGUUGUACAUGAUAGUUGAUGUAUAUAUGUUUGUUGACCCCUACACAUGUAUCGUAUCGUUGGCUUUAUUAUCCCUGCAGGUGCCAUAGUCAAAUGUAAAGUCAAAUGAAAAAGAAAUUACCAAGAGCAAAUAGCUCGUACCCCACAAUGCAUUACUCCAGAAACUCCCGCCCAGGCGCCUCUGCCUGGGAACCCCAAACCACGUGAAAAACAUCGCCGCCGAGAAGGAAGGGAGGGAGGGACCUUGAAGCAGCGGAAAUAGUGGUAUACCUCAUCGGACAGUUCCAGCUGCCAAGGAUACAAAAAAAAAGGAAAAAAAAAAAAGAACGAUGUGACCAGUCGACAUGAAGAAAAAAACCAGAG